Emiliania huxleyi CCMP1516 is the source of this 312-nucleotide messenger RNA. RefSeq lists its product as hypothetical. NCBI's taxonomy places the organism in Eukaryota, Haptophyta, Isochrysidales, Noelaerhabdaceae. Bases 1 to 312 code for a protein of 103 amino acids. The transcript is spliced from 3 exons. The record is from RefSeq and is a predicted model, not a curated record.
AUGCUGGGUUCAACAAAAUCGGAGGACGCGACCCACUUCGCCACAGACGGUCCCGCGCCUCGCCGCUAUGACGGGCACACGCCCCGCACCGUCCGCUGUGUGCCCGUCUUUGUCCGGAGUGAAAAGUCCAACGCGCUCGUCGGUGACGGCUUCCUCCAACCUGCGCCGCGCUCGGCGAACCUCGACAGCGCUUUCGCCUACUGUGCGGCUGUCACAGCUGUGACAGCGAUGGGCUCGCCCUCACUGGCCCUCAGUCACUUGUGCUGCGGCUUGGUAUUCGUAAACUGCUCAGACGAAAACUCACGGAUUUAA